Messenger RNA from Oryza sativa Japonica Group (Japanese rice), 2965 nucleotides. It is a transcript of the gene KIN7J, whose product is annotated as kinesin-like protein KIN-7J. Gene Ontology annotation, molecular function: microtubule binding; ATP binding; microtubule motor activity. Gene Ontology annotation, biological process: microtubule-based movement. NCBI's taxonomy places the organism in Eukaryota, Viridiplantae, Streptophyta, Magnoliopsida, Poales, Poaceae. The record is from RefSeq and is a predicted model, not a curated record.
GUGAAUAGUCCCGUCGUCCCCUUCCUCCUCUUCCUCCUCCCUCUCUCCUUUUUCUUCUUCUUCUUCUUUCGAGGAGAGGAAGGAGGCAGCCGCGCGCGCGCGGAGGCGGGCAACCUCUCCUCGACUCCUCUCCCCCACCGUUUCGUCGUCCCCGCGUGAGAGGAAGGGGAGGAGGCGGAGAUGGCGGGGGAGGAGCGGCCGGAGCGGAUCGUGGUGUCGGUGCGGCUGCGGCCGGUGAACGCGCGCGAGGCGGAGCGCGGCGACGGCUCCGACUGGGAGUGCGCCGGCCCGACCACGCUCACGUUCCGCGGCGCCGUCCCCGAGCGCGCCAUGUUCCCCGCCUCCUACAGCUACGACAGGGUGUUCAGCCAUGAGUGCGGCACGAGGCAGGUGUACGACGAAGGCGCCAGGCAGGUCGCCAUGUCAGUGCUCAGUGGAAUCAACGCGAGCAUAUUCGCGUACGGGCAGACGAGCAGCGGCAAGACCUACACCAUGGUUGGCAUCACGGAGUACAGCAUGUCGGACAUCUACGACUACAUCGAGAAGCAUCCUGAGAGAGAGUUCAUCCUGAAGUUCUCGGCAAUGGAGAUAUACAACGAGGCUGUCAGGGACCUCCUGAGCUCUGACGCAACGCCUCUCAGGCUUCUUGAUGAUCCAGAGAAAGGAACAGUUGUAGAAAAACUCACCGAGGAGACUCUGCGAGACAAAGGCCAUCUUCUGGAGCUCCUUGCUGUGUGUGAAGCUCAAAGACAGAUUGGGGAAACUGCUAUGAAUGAAGCAAGCUCCAGAUCUCAUCAAAUACUCAGGAUGACGGUUGAGAGUUCAGCUAAGCAGUUCUUGGGGAAAGGAAACUCGAGCACUCUUAUUGCUUGUGUGGUAUUGAUGAAAUACCUGCAUCUUAAUUUUGUUGAUUUAGCAGGAAGUGAGCGUGCAUCUCAGACGGCAUCGGCUGGUAUGAGGCUAAAGGAGGGCAGCCAUAUUAACAGAAGCCUGCUUACUCUAGGAAAGGUCAUUCGCCAACUCAGCAAGGGGAGAAAUGGCCAUAUCCCAUACAGAGAUUCAAAGCUCACCCGGAUACUGCAGUCAUCACUGGGAGGCAAUGCAAGAACAGCAAUCAUCUGCACGAUGAGCCCGGCACACUGCCACAUCGAGCAGUCGAGGAACACUCUUCUGUUUGCUAACUGCGCGAAAGAUGUCGUCACCAAUGCACAGGUCAACGUGGUUAUGUCAGACAAGGCACUGGUGAAGCAUCUUCAGAGAGAGAUCGCUAGGUUGGAGAACGAGCUGAAGUUUCCUGCAUCAGCCUCUUGCACUUCUCAUGCAGAGAUUCUCAGAGAAAAGGAUGAACUAAUUAAGAAUCUGGAAGAACAGUUGAAGGAACUGAUGGAGCAAAAGGACACCGUUCAAUCUCAGCUUGAUAAUUUCCGCAAAGUUGCGAGCGACGGGGAUAUCAACAAUCACUUAGCAAGGCGAUGGAGUCGGUCUUCAGACUCGAUUCCGCGCAUUGUGUCAGAAGGUGCAUUUUCAUCUUCAGAUACUCAAGACAUUGACUAUCAAGAUCAAACAAUGGAUGAACUGUCAGUACCUCACUCGUUUCCACCAAGCAGCCAAAUUUCUGACAUCACAGAGGAACACGAAGCACAGAGAGUAGCUCAUCGAGCUGAAUCUGAGCCCCCUGAGGAGCACUGCAAGGAAGUGCAGUGCAUCGAGACAAACAAGCUCAGGAGCAGGAGAAGCCAAGAAUUCUUCCAAACACCUGAAAAGAAGACACACACUGAUGAUCAAAAGCAUAGCGAAAGCAUGUCAAAUUCAGCAGAAAAUGCCAUCAAGCUAUAUGCGUGUGAUUUUGAGCCGUCAUUUGAUCUCGAGAAGCCUGAAACUGAAGAAUCUCUUGCCCUGAAGAGGUGUGUGGUUAGCUCCAGGGACAGUGCGCUUACUAGGAGUAGAAGCUGCAGAGCUAGCUUCAUGGUCAUUCCGAACAGCUGGUUCGAUGACUCGGCGAGCACGACGCCGUCGUCCGAAACCUUCAGAUAUUCUACCAGAAGGCCAGAGAAGGUGAGGAAAAGCCUGAGUCCUGAUGAGAUCGCAGACAAGAGCACGGGCAACGCUGAAGAAGACAAGAGCACCUGCAAUGCUGAAGAAGAGACUGCUGUGAAUGACAUCGGCUGCGUCACAGAAGUGAAGCAGAAGACAGAAAUGAACCAUGCACCCCAAUCUUCAGAGCAACACCAGCCGAAAAUUGCUAAAGAAGUUGCCACGGUCUCCCUUUCGAAAUGGCACAUCGAUUUCGAGAGAAAGCAGCAGGAGAUCAUCGAGCUGUGGCAUGACUGCAACGUCUCGAUCGUACACCGGACCUACUUCUUCCUCCUCUUCAAGGGCGAUCAGACGGACAGCAUCUACAUGGAGGUAGAGCACAGGCGACUCUCCUUCAUCAAGAACUCCCUCAUCGCAGACGGCGAGCUCCACGCUACCACCGCAUCAAGCUUGAGGAAUCUUCGGCAUGAGAGGGACAUGCUGUACAGGCAGAUGGUGAGGAAGCUGCACCUGGCCGAGAAGGAGAGGCUGUACGGCAAGUGGGGGAUCGACAUGAGCACCAAGCAGAGGAGGCUGCAGCUGUCGCGGCGGAUCUGGACGCAGACCGGGAUGGAUCACGUCAGGGAGAGCGCCGCCCUCGUCGCGAAGCUGGUCGAGCACCUGGAGAAGGGGCAGGCCAUCAGGGAGAUGUUCGGGCUGAGCUUCAGUUUCAAGCCACGCAGAUCUUUCAGCUGGGUCGGCGUCUACUCCCGAGACUGAAUUCUUGCCCGGCCAUGGCGAUGAACUGAUGAUGAUGUCUCAGUGGUAGAUGGAUGCGUAGUGGAGGAGACGAUGCUGCAUGUCAGGAAGGAGAGGAGAGAGAUUUUGCCGCCGGAAUUGAACUGAUGGAUUGCCCCGUUCUAUCUAUGCAUGUGAAUUGUGAUUCAGAUUU